This is a messenger RNA of Lodderomyces parapsilosis, 1401 nucleotides long. RefSeq names its product Try6p (gene TRY6). The transcript has a single exon. NCBI's taxonomy places the organism in Eukaryota, Fungi, Ascomycota, Pichiomycetes, Serinales, Debaryomycetaceae. Gene Ontology annotation, molecular function: protein dimerization activity. The record is from RefSeq and is a predicted model, not a curated record. The coding region runs from base 1 to 1401 and encodes 466 amino acids.
AUGUCUUUCCCGUCCCCACCAGUGUUAAAAACUACCAUCAUUCAGUUGAACAAAGAGCUAGAUUCUGAUGGUAAUAAUAACAACUAUGAAAUAUUGACAAACAACUACAAUAAUAAUCCCCUGGACAAGAGUCCGAUUGGCAAUAGUGAUGAUUCGAUGCCAACAUCACCAAAUUUGGAGGCAUUAGGUCCUAGCAAGAAAAAGAGAAGAAGAUCAACAGCAAAUAUUGACGAGGAAGAGCUAGCUAAAAGGAAGCAUGAAACCAAACAAUUACAUUCAAUCAUCGAGAAGAGAAGAAGAAUCAAGAUAAAUCGUGAGUUUGAAGCUUUGAAAUACUUAAUACCAGCUUGCAGGAAUUGCAAUACUACCCCACCUGAUCAAGAGUCAAGCUCAUCCACAAAGAAGUCUUCAAAUGUGGGAGGUGGUAGUAAUGGCAACAAGAUUGAUGGAAUGUACAAGUUGACUAUAUUGAAAAGUUCAGUUGAAUACAUUUUGUACUUGCAUCACAUCAUUCAAAAACAGCAGGAGCUUAUCAAGAAUGAUUCAAGUAUAAAUUUAACCGCGGCAAAGGAAUUUAACAUCGACUUUGCUAGAAUACCACUUGAUGUUAACCAAUAUAGAAAUAUCGAUGUCAAUUUCAACUUUAAAACUUUAUUGAAAGAAGUGCAAAGUGUUGAAGGGCAGAUACAGCGUCGAUCCAAUGAACCUAAAAUGAACAGACCCAGCUGGACUCCGAAUCACAACAAAAUAUUAGAGGAAGAGGAAGAGGAAUCACAUGAGUUGGGUCAUAGUGGUGAUGGGGAUGGUGAUGACAACGACAACGACAACGACAACGUAAUCAGCAGCAGUCGUUCCUCAAGUGUUGCGCCAUCGCUUCCUUCAAUACCUUCUCAAACAUCUAUAUCUGCCACCCAUAAACCGCUGCUUCCAACACCUGAUUUCACCCCAGAUAUGGCACCAAUAUUCACUAUGCUCAACAAGUAUUCUGAUCACAAUACCGAAAGACGGAACAGAAAAGCAUCAUAUCCAAUCUCACCUCAAACUUUCGCCAUACGAUCAGCCAAUCCUUCUCCGUUCACCAAUCCAUUGAAAUCGACUUUAUCAACGACAACGUCACCAAGUAUGCGCAACUAUGUCAAUAAAAACAACUCUAAUAUUAAUUGCACCAAUAAUAAUACGUUUACUUUACCAGAUCCUGCUAUAACGCCAUCGAAUUCAACGCCCAGAGAUCGAGUGAAUGAGGAAUCUUCAACUGAAACGUCAAGGAAUCGAAACACUCCAUCCACAGAAGUUCAAGACGAGGUAAUGGAAGAUGGAGAAGAGGAACAACUCAAUGAUAGAUAUGCUUCGAAGACGUUAUUGUCUUUAAGAAAGUCGAGUAUUGGAAAUUUAUUAAAUUAG